AUGAAGAUCAUGAUUACAUGUACAUGUACUCGUCUCCUUACUAGUUUGUUCUGCAUCGCAACUGUUGUUAAUGCCAGUGGCCUCCCAACCAUUCCAGAUCCUGACAACAUUUACACGUAUCCAGCAGAAGAUACCAUCGAGCAUGAAGCCACCUGGUUGCAAUGGCCACACAAUUAUGGUUGGGAUCCGAUUCAUCAAGAGAGAUAUGAGGAUAUCUGGCUGGAAAUGGCCCUUGCCCUACACACUGGAGAAAAGGUCCACAUUGUUGCUUACGACGAAAAUCACAGGGCGGGCAUUGAGACUCUGCUGGUAGCAGAGGGUGCAGACAUGACUCAAAUCAGAUUCUUUGUCUAUAAGACCGAUGAUGUUUGGGUCCGAGAUAAUGGGCCAGUGUAUGUAUUUGAUCAAUAUGGAAAUCGAAUCAUUGAGGACUGGAUAUUCAACGGAUGGGGUGACAAACAAGAUUAUUUCAAUGACGAUGUCAUUCCCGAAUGUGUUGCCGAUGAAAAAGCUCAUCCUUACCAAGCCGUUCCAAUGGUAAACGAAGCAGGAAGUAUUGAAGUGGACGGACGUGGUACCCUCAUGGCCAAGCGAUCCUCGAUUAUCAAUGAAAACCGCAAUCCUGGCAUGUCGCAGGCAGAUGCAGAGGCCUAUUUCAAGAGGUAUUUGGGAGUGACCAACUUUAUUUGGGUGGAUGGUACGAAAGGUCUGGAUAUCACCGACGAUCAUAUUGAUGGAGAUGCCCGAUUUGCCAAUGACGACACCAUUGUCCUUCACGGACGAGAUGCCUUUUUCGAACCAUCGGAAUACGAUAUCAUUACCAAUGCUACAGAUGCCAAUGGAGCACCAUACAAGAUUGUCGAGCUCCCCAAGACUUCUGUGGAACUGGAAGCCCUCAACUUUACCAGAGGCGUCUACAUGAACUACUAUGUAGGCAAUGAUGUCGUGGUAUUUCCCAUUUUUGAAGACCCCAAUGACGAUAUCGCAGCUGCCAUUUUGCAAGACUUGUAUCCCAAUCGUGAAAUCAAAAAGAUUGUCUUUACCGAAUUGUACAAGGAUGGAGGGAUUGCCCAUUGUGUGACCAUGCAACAACCCGUGGCCAAUAAUAAUGACAGUAUUCCAUCCGACAAGACUUUGGCACCCUAUUCUUCCAAAGAUGAUGCCAGUAGUAGUGGUGGAACGACUGGCGCCACUUUCAUCAACAUCUUGGCUACGCUGGCACUACUGCACUUGUGGUGGUGGCAUUGA
Molecule: messenger RNA, 1248 nt
Organism: Cylindrotheca closterium
Lineage: Eukaryota; Bacillariophyta; Bacillariophyceae; Bacillariales; Bacillariaceae
Source: the annotation of a GenBank genome assembly